CCAUAUUCAUAGACAGACAGAUAGACAAAAAUAUUGAAGACCAAUUUGUGCAUCCACAACAAGAAAAGCAUUUUUCUUUUCAUUGUUUCUUUUUCUUUUUUGUCUUUUCUUCUGGCCCGUUUUCUAAAUGUCAACGGCCAAAGAAACCUUUGCUCUUCUUCCCCUGCACGACACCGAUACCAACACCGACCACUCAUACCCCACCGCACAGCGCACCAUUAGCCUCAAUAGGGACGGCACGCGUUCUGCAGUCGCUCUUACUCACACACGGUCUAACAGUCCCCGUACCCGGUCACCUCCAUCACAGACUUCGCAUCCAUCUUCACAACCAACAACAUCCCGCGCUAAUCCCUAUCAAAAACAUCUUGCAUUCACCUCGCCUGUAUCGGUCUCGUCUUCAACCGGAGCAGGAAGUUUUGGCAAAGGAUCUACGCCAAUAGCAUUAACUCCAGGAUCUAUUCGGAGCCAAGGACAAGACCAAAGCACCAUGGCGUUAGGCAGCAGCAGUAGUGGCAACGGUGGAGGUAGUAGUAGCCAAGGAUAUCGUCAUUCCAAAUACAAAUAUUCUGAUGAAGAGGAUGAGGACGAGGAGCCUCUGCUGCUCCACAGUAGUACCUCCUUUGGCGGGGGCGCUGGAGUUAUACAUGGGAACGACAAUGGUACUGGUUCUCAGGUAAAAAAAAAAAAAAAAAAAAAAAAACGAUCUGAUCGAAUUUACUUUAUGUACAAGGAAUCAUGAUACCCUUUUAAAUGCUCAAGGAAGAAUAAGCUGCAUGUUUUUUCCGGCAAAACAAUCUCAUCCCAAUUGCAAGUGUUUGUACAUGGCACUUUCUCUUUACCCUUCAUCCUAACUAUUCCCUUUCAUCCCUGUCUGAAGUUCACAAUUAUCACUUCACCGCGAGACACCAUAUAUUAAAUGCCUCUUUUUCUGCUUUAUGCUUUCCCGCUGUGCUUGUUAAAGCAUCUGUAAUUUGUCUGGAGCUCUUAAUAUUCUUUAUUGGUGAAUUUCUUUUCUUACGCAGUUUGUUAUGCUCUCUAUUUUACUGCUCGUUGUUUGUUUUGUGACGAACCUUCAC
This is a messenger RNA of Lobosporangium transversale, 1076 nucleotides long. RefSeq lists its product as hypothetical. Lineage: Eukaryota; Fungi; Mortierellomycota; Mortierellomycetes; Mortierellales; Mortierellaceae. The coding region runs from base 128 to 739 and encodes 203 amino acids. The transcript has a single exon. The record is from RefSeq and is a predicted model, not a curated record.